This is a messenger RNA of Naumovozyma dairenensis CBS 421, 1506 nucleotides long. It is a transcript of the gene ICP55, whose product is annotated as aminopeptidase. NCBI's taxonomy places the organism in Eukaryota, Fungi, Ascomycota, Saccharomycetes, Saccharomycetales, Saccharomycetaceae. The transcript has a single exon. The record is from RefSeq and is a predicted model, not a curated record. Gene Ontology annotation, cellular component: mitochondrion. Bases 1 to 1506 code for a protein of 501 amino acids. Gene Ontology annotation, molecular function: metalloaminopeptidase activity; manganese ion binding.
AUGAUGCAAUCCUUUAAAUCAUUACGACCAUCUUCGAUUGCGCCGAGACUAAUCCCUUCUCUCAUCUCAAAGAGAAAUAAAUUUACUAGCCGGUUGAGAUCUCCAAUCCAAGCAGGUCAACCCUUGCAUGAAACUCGUCCAAACCUCUUAAAACCAGGUGAAUUGACUCCUGGAAUCACAGCCCUCGAAUACUUCCAGAGAAGGCACGACCUCAUGGGGAGGCUACCACUCAAUUCGUGUUUAAUCUUACAGAGUAACCAAGUAAAGUAUGCUUCUGGUGCUGUCUUUUACCCUUUUCAACAAGAUAAUGAUUUUUAUUAUUUGACGGGUUGGAAUGAGCCAGAUUCUAUAAUGAUAUUGGAAAGAACUCGUAAAGAUGAGACUAUAUUUCAUAUGAUAACACCACCUAAAGACGCAUUUGCUGAACAAUGGGAAGGUUUCAGAACAGGUGAAAAAGGCGUCAAAGAUAUAUUUAAUGCAGAUGGGAGUUGCUCAAAUUCUAUAGCUGAAUGGCCUUCGUAUCUGGAAAAGAUCUUGAAAAGAAAUGAUACCGUUUACUUUGAUAAGCAAAUGAUCAAGAAUUCUAGUCAUAACCCUGCUCAUCACAAACAAAUAUGUACUGUGUUGCAGAUAAAUAAUAAGCUAGAUCGAUUGAAAACUGAUGCAAGAGAAAUUAUUGCGGAGAUGAGAAAGAUUAAAUCAGAUGCUGAACUUAGAGUGAUGAGAAGAGCUGGCCAAAUUUCAGGAAGAAGCUACAAUCAAGCUUUCGGUCGAAGAUUCCGAAACGAGCGUACUUUACAUUCUUUCCUCGAGUAUAAGUUCGUAUCCGGCGGGUGUGAUAAGUCAGCAUAUAUACCGGUAGUAGCAUCAGGAUCGAACUCAUUAUGCAUUCAUUAUACCAGUAAUAAUGAUGUGAUGUAUGAUGAUGAAAUGGUUCUGGUAGAUGCAUCUGGGGCACUGGGUGGGUAUUGUUCUGACAUUUCGAGAACAUGGCCUGUUAAUGGGGAGUUCACUGAACCUCAAAAAGACUUAUAUUCCGCUGUUUUAAAUGUUCAAAGAAAAUGUAUCCAACUUUGUAAAGCCUCUAAUAACUAUUCCUUACAGGAUAUUCAUAAUAAAAGUAUGGAAUAUAUGAAGGAGGAAUUGCUUAACUUGGGAAUUCCAAAUGCGGGAAAUUGGGAAGUAGAUAAAUUAUAUCCUCAUUACAUCGGCCAUAAUUUGGGGCUAGAUGUGCAUGACGUGCCACAAGUGUCGAGAUUUGAGCCAUUAAAGCCAGGACAAGUUAUUACAAUCGAGCCUGGUUUAUAUAUUCCUAAUGAUACUCAAUUUCCAGAUUAUUUCAGAAAUGUUGGCAUUAGAAUUGAAGAUGAUAUUGCUAUUCAUGAAAAUAGUUUUACUAAUUUGACAAUAGAAGCAGUAAAGGAACUACCAGACCUGGAAUCAGUAAUGACUGGUGGGUCUAUGACAAAAAUGGACGAAGAUGUUAUCUCUCCAUUAGACUUGUAA